Molecule: messenger RNA, 2167 nt
Organism: Sclerotinia trifoliorum
Lineage: Eukaryota; Fungi; Ascomycota; Leotiomycetes; Helotiales; Sclerotiniaceae
Source: the annotation of a GenBank genome assembly
CCUGAGUCAACAAACUCCCCACUAUCCUCAGAAUUUAUUUCAGGGCUUGACCAAACAAUUUACUGCUCUAUAUUGACAAAAUGAAGUCCGAGGAAUUAUCACAACUAGCGACGAAUCUAGCUCCGCUAGACUUCAAAGCUAUUGAGCCGCAUUUACUAGCUUUAGACAAGCAUCUUACCCUUCGUUCCUAUAUUGACGGGUACUCAAUCACGGAAUUGGACUCAAAAAUAUGGAUCACACUUCGAACAAACAGAGUUGCUGCUGCUUUCAUAAAGAAGGGAACUUCUAUCAAUCUUGUCAGAUGGUAUCAAUUUAUUGAGCAAACUCAUCCAGAAAUCCAAGAGGAGAUCAAGCUUAAGGAUGAGGCGGAGAAGGCAAAGAAGACAGCUGCUAGCAAGGCGGGAGCAAGCUACAACAUCGCUUUACCUAAUACUGAGAAAGGGGUUGUGACUAGAUUUCCACCAGAGCCAUCGUAUACUCGCCGCGCUCCAUACACCUCAAAUUUAUGUUACUAAUGUUCUUUAGUGGAUAUCUUCAUAUUGGGCACGCAAAAGCCGCACUUCUCAAUGACUAUUUCGCACACGAGCUCUACAAAGGCACACUUCUCCUGCGAUUCGACGACACGAACCCUUCGAAAGAAAAACAAGAAUUCCAAGAUUCCAUUAUCGAGGAUUUGGCACUUAUGGGUGUCAAGCCAGAUAAGAAGAGCCAUACUAGUGAUUACUUUGAGGAGUUAUAUCAAUUUGGUCUCAAAAUUAUCAAACAGGGCGACGCUUAUGCAGAUGACACAGAUCAACAGACUAUGAGAGAACAGCGAAUGGAUGGUAUUGCGAGUAAGAACAGAGAAAAGAGUGUUGAGGAGAAUCUCGCCACAUUUGAGGAGAUGAAGAAUGGCACGGAAGCAGGAAAGAAAUUCUGUAUCCGAGCAAAGAUGUCUGUGGACAACCCAAAUAAGGCAAUGCGCGAUCCUGUCAUCUACAGAUGCCCUAAUGACGAUCCCGAGACCGGCGGACCAUUACCUCAUCACCGCACUGGUAGUACAUGGAAGAUGUAUCCUACCUACGAUUUUGCAUGCCCAAUCGUCGAUUCACUCGAAGGAGUCACACACGCAUUGAGAACAACGGAAUACAACGACAGAAAUCCCCAAUACCAAUGGUUUAUCACCAAGUUAAACCUCACUCCAGUGCAUAUGUGGGAGUUUGCUCGUAUGAACUUCGUUCGCGUGUUCCUCUCAAAACGUAAAUUAGCCAAGAUGGUUGAUGCUGGAAGAGUUUGGGGUUGGGAUGAUCCUCGUAUGCCAACAAUCCGUGGUGUUCGAAGAAGAGGUAUGACCAUUCCUGCUUUGAGAGAUUUUAUCUUGAAGCAGGGACCAAGUCGAAACAUUGUAACCAUGGACUGGACCAACUUUUGGGCUUCAAACAAGAAGGAAAUCGAUCCAAUUGCGCCAAGGCAUACAGGUGUUGACAUCAAGGAUCAGGUAAAGGCUGUUCUCACAAAUGGUCCUGAGACACCAUAUACCGAAGACAAGCCUAAGCAUGGAAAAAACCCCCAGGUUGGCAUGAAGAAAGUUACCUACAGCAAGAAUCUCAUUCUUGAUCAAGAGGAUGUCAAGCUGUUUAAAGAAGGCGAGGAAAUUACUCUCAUGAACUGGGGUAAUGCUUUCGUACGCAAAAUCAACGGCUCCGGCCCAAUCACAGAUAUCGAGCUAGAGCUGCAUUUAGAGGGUGAUGUUAAGAAAACCGAAAAGAAAGUCACUUGGUUAUCCUCUGACCAAACUCUCAUCCCAGCUGAAGUGUACGAGUUCGACUACAUGAUCACCAAAGAUAAAUUGGAGGAGGAUGAUAACUGGGAGGAUUUCCUCACCCCGGAUUCCGCUCAUAAGACAGACCAGUUAUGUGAUAGCAACGUGGCUGAUCUCAAGGAAAAUGACAUCAUUCAACUGGAGAGAAAGGGGUAUUUCAGGGUUGACAGAGCGGCUAAAGAUGGAAAGCCAGCGGUGAUGUUUGGUAUCCCUACCGGAAAGUCGAAGUGAGGCUAUGGAACGACGCAAAUGGAAGAAAUGAAGAAAUGAUAUCAAAAGAUUGGUAGUUAUGAGUACUAUGGAAUAAAUGAGUGAAUGAAUGAAAUGCUAGACAUUUUAGAACUAAAUCCAUUCUUACCCCUUUGA